AUGAGAGAGUAUCAAUGUCUUUAUAUUUGUGGAACGGAUGAAUAUGGCACGGCGACAGAAAUUCGAGCAUUGACAGAGGGUGUUUCUCCAAAAGAAAUUUGUGAUAAAUUCCAUAAACUUCAUAAAGAAGCUUAUGACUGGUUUGGAAUUGAUUUUGACUGUUUCGGCCGAACUUCUUCAGAACACCAGACAGAGUUUGAUUUUUUCUUUAAUUUUUUAAAGCUUUUUUUUAGAAUUGUUCAAGAUAUAUUUCUUAAAAUUCAUAAUAAUUCUUUUACUUCUGUUGGGAUUCAAAAACAGCUUCGUUGUUCUAAUUGUCAAAAAUUUCUUGCUGACCGAUUUGUUCGUGGAACUUGCCCUCAUUGUAAGUUCCUUGAUGCUCGUGGUGAUCAAUGUGAUAAAUGUGGCCAUCUUUUGGAUGGCGUUGAGCUUGUUGAACCAAGAUGUCUUAUUUGCGGGAGUGAGCCGCGCAUAGAGGAAUCUGAGCACAUUUUUUUGAAUUUGGAUCAGCUUUCGGUUUUUUAUAUUUAUUUUAAAAAUUAA
Meloidogyne enterolobii is the source of this 543-nucleotide messenger RNA. The record is from the annotation of a GenBank genome assembly. Lineage: Eukaryota; Metazoa; Nematoda; Chromadorea; Rhabditida; Meloidogynidae.